This is a messenger RNA of Raphanus sativus (radish), 1311 nucleotides long. RefSeq lists its product as uncharacterized. Bases 1 to 1311 code for a protein of 436 amino acids. Gene Ontology annotation, molecular function: zinc ion binding; nucleic acid binding. The record is from RefSeq and is a predicted model, not a curated record. Lineage: Eukaryota; Viridiplantae; Streptophyta; Magnoliopsida; Brassicales; Brassicaceae. The transcript has a single exon.
AUGGGAGAACUUGCAGUUAUGUCAACCGCGAAACUAAAGGUGGGAGAGCAAUCUUCUGUCAAGUGCCCUAUGUUGAAUUCGGCAAAUUACACAGUAUGGGCUAUUAGGAUGAAGAAUAUACUUCAAGUUCACAAAGUAUGGAGUAUUGUCGAGAAAGAAGCAGAGGAGGAAGAUAAGAAUGCCCUAGCUAUAUCUUUACUGUUUCAUGCAAUACCGGAAGUCAUGGUGCUACAAGUCGGAGGUUUGGAUACGGCUAAGAAAGUGUGGGAUGCCAUCAAAGCUCAUCACGUCGGUGCAGAGAGAGUUAAGGAAGCGAGAUUGCAAACAUUAAUGGCCGACUUUGAUAGGUUAAAGAUGAAGGAUACGGAGAAGAUCGAUGACUUCGUCGGCAAGUUAUCUGAGAUAGCUUCGAAGACUUCUGCCCUAGGAGAAGAAAUAGAAGAAUCAAAACUUGUCAAGAAGUUUCUUAAAGGUCUUCCUCGAAAGAAGUUCAUUCAUAUGGUGGCAUCUCUUGAGCAACUUCUUGACCUAAAAACCACAGGUUUUGAAGAUAUUGUGGGACGACUCAAAGCCUAUGAGGAGCGUGUAUCGGAGGAGGAUGAAACUCAAGAAGAGCAAAACAAACUAAUGUAUUCAAAUACAGAACAACAAGCUCAUCGCGAGUUCUCUUCAAACCGUGAGUAUCAAGAUGAUAACAGAGGAUAUCGAGGACGAGGAGGACGAUCAUUCAGGGGACGAGGUCGUGGUCGAGUUGGAGGAGGUAGAGAUACUUCAAAAAUCAUGUGUUUUAGAUGUGACAAGAUGGGACAUUAUGCCUCAACCUGUCCAGACCGUCUCCUCAAGUUACAAGAAGCACAUGAACAUGAUAAAGACGACACACAGGAAGCAGAUGAGCUUAUGCUACACGAAGUCGUUUAUCUGAACAAAGAGAAGGUAAUGCCAAGUUCAUAUGAUCUCAAUAGUGGAGAAGAUAUGUGGUACCUUGACAACGAAGCAAGCAAUCACAUGUCUGGAGAUAAGCGUUAUUUUAAGAAGAUCAAUGAGGCUAUAACAGGGAAAGUAAAGUUCGGAGAUGACUCUCGAAUAGACAUCAAAGGCAAGGGUUCGAUUGAAUUCAUUGACAGAAACGGAGAAACCAGAAUCAUGAAUGAUGUCUACUAUAUUCCGAGUCUUAAAAGUAACAUUAUCAGUCUAGGACAAGCAACUGAAGCAGGGUGUGAUAUAAGAUUGAAAGGGGGAAUGCUUAACAAUGCACGACCAAGAUGGGAAGCUACUCGUUUCUGCGACAAGAUCAAAGAACCGACUUUAUAA